AUGAUGGUGGAAUCUGCCUCGGAGACAAUCAGGUCAGCUCCCUCUGGUCAGAAUGGCGUGGGCAGCCUCUCCGGGCAGGCCGAUGGCGGCAGCGGUGCCGGGGCUGCGGGCGCUGCCGGAGGCGGUGCGGGCAGGGACGCGGCUGCGGGCGCUGACAGCAACGGCGAGAUGAGCCCUGCGGAUCUGCUGCACUUCCAGCAGCAACAGGCUCUCCAGGUCGCCCGGCAGUUCCUGCUGCAGCAAGCCUCGGGCCUGAGCUCCCCUGGGAACAAUGACAGCAAGCAGUCCGCCUCCGCGGUGCAGGUGCCCGUGUCGGUGGCCAUGAUGUCGCCACAGAUGCUCACCCCCCAGCAGAUGCAGCAGAUCCUGUCGCCCCCGCAGCUGCAGGCCUUGCUCCAGCAGCAGCAGGCGCUCAUGCUCCAGCAGCUGCAGGAAUAUUACAAGAAGCAGCAAGAGCAGCUUCACCUGCAGCUCCUCACCCAACAGCAGGCUGGGAAGCAGCAACCCAAAGAGGCGCUGGGGAACAAGCAGCUGGCCUUCCAGCAGCAGCUCCUGCAAAUGCAACAGCUGCAGCAGCAGCACCUGCUCAACCUGCAGAGACAGGGGCUGGUCAGCCUGCAGCCCAGCCAAGCCUCGGGGCCCCUCCAGACCCUCCCACAAGCGGCCGUGUGCCCGACAGACCUGCCGCAGCUGUGGAAGGGCGAGGGCGCCCCCGGGCAGCCCGCCGAGGACAGCGUAAAGCAGGAGGGGCUGGACCUCACUGGCACGGCCACCACCGCUACCUCGUUUGCCGCCCCCCCCAAAGUCUCGCCCCCGCUCUCCCACCACACCCUGCCCAAUGGACAGCCCACUGUGCUCACCCCUCGGAGAGACAGCUCCUCCCAUGAGGAGACCCCUGGUUCCCACCCUCUGUAUGGACACGGAGAGUGCAAGUGGCCUGGCUGUGAGACCCUGUGUGAAGACCUGGGCCAGUUUAUCAAACACCUCAACACGGAGCACGCCCUGGACGACCGGAGCACGGCCCAGUGCCGGGUGCAGAUGCAGGUGGUGCAGCAGCUGGAGAUCCAGCUUGCCAAGGAGAGCGAGCGGCUGCAAGCCAUGAUGGCCCACCUGCACAUGCGGCCCUCCGAGCCCAAGCCCUUCAGUCAGCCACUGAACCCAGUGUCCGGCUCCUCCUCAUUCUCCAAGGUGACCGUGUCUGCAGCAGACUCGUUCCCAGAUGGCCUUGUGCACCCCCCCACCUCAGCUGCUGCCCCCGUCACCCCCCUGCGGCCUCCGGGCCUGGGCUCUGCCUCCCUGCACAGCGGGGGCCCCGCCCGCCGGAGGAGCAGCGACAAGUUCUGCUCCCCCAUCUCCUCAGAGCUGGCCCAGAAUCACGAGUUCUACAAGAACGCAGACGUCCGGCCCCCCUUCACCUACGCCUCCCUCAUCCGCCAGGCCAUUCUGGAGACCCCCGACAGGCAGCUGACCCUGAAUGAGAUCUAUAACUGGUUCACCAGGAUGUUCGCCUAUUUCCGAAGAAACACUGCCACCUGGAAGAACGCCGUGCGGCACAACCUCAGCCUGCACAAGUGCUUCGUGCGCGUGGAGAACGUCAAGGGCGCCGUGUGGACCGUGGACGAGCGGGAGUACCAGAAGCGGAGGCCGCCGAAGAUGACGGGGAGCCCCACGCUGGUGAAGAACAUGAUCUCGGGCCUCAGCUACGGAGCACUUAACGCCAGCUACCAGGCCGCCCUGGCCGAGAGCAGCUUCCCCCUCCUCAGCAGCCCCGGCAUGCUGAACCCCGGCUCCGCCAGCAGCCUCCUGCCCCUCAGCCAUGAGGACGUGGGCGCCCCUGGGGAGCCGCUCCCCAGCAACGGCAUCAGCACCCCGCCUCGCCUGUCCCCGCCCCAGUACAGCCACCAGGUGCAGGUGAAAGAGGAGCCAGCUGAGGCUGAGGAGGACAGAAGGCCCGGACCCCCGCUGGGCCCCCCCAACCCCAGCGCCGCGGGGCCUGCUGAAGACAGGGACCUGGAGGAGGAGCUGCCUGGAGAGGAACUCUCCUAA
This is a messenger RNA of Pipistrellus nathusii (Nathusius's pipistrelle), 2046 nucleotides long. NCBI's taxonomy places the organism in Eukaryota, Metazoa, Chordata, Mammalia, Chiroptera, Vespertilionidae. The record is from the annotation of a GenBank genome assembly.